UAUGUGUGUGUGCGUGUGUGAAUAUGAGGGCAUGUCUACUGUGUGAACGCAUGAGGCCAAACACUAAAGAGCUGCUGCCCUCGCGCUGCCCUCGCACACAUCACGCGGGUUUUUACCGGGGAAACACUCACGCAUUGAACCGGCAGGAUCGCGCGGUGUCGCGGCUCUGGUGAUUAAAUUCCUCGCGCAGAGAUCAGCGGCACUGAAGCACCGCAGAGGAACAGAGAGUCACUGACAGGCGCUCGGCGGGGCGGAAUGGACUACAGUUAUGAUACGGACCUGGAAGAGUUGUGUCCGGUGUGUGGGGAUAAAGUUUCUGGCUAUCAUUAUGGUUUAUUAACCUGCGAGAGCUGCAAGGGUUUUUUUAAGAGGACCGUCCAGAAUAACAAACGGUACACGUGUGCGGAGAGUCAGGACUGUAAGAUCGAUAAAACCCAGAGGAAACGGUGUCCGUUCUGCCGCUUCCAGAAAUGUCUGAACGUCGGGAUGCGGCUGGAAGCUGUCCGUGCUGAUAGGAUGCGAGGAGGGCGCAAUAAAUUUGGCCCCAUGUACAAACGAGACCGGGCGUUAAAGCAGCAGAAGAAAGCUCUCAUCCGGGCGAGCGGCUUAAAGAUGGAAGUCACGCCCCCUUUGAUGUCAUCCCCUCAGUCUGACUACAGCUUCAGCACCGCUCUAUCCACCCCUGCUCCAAAAAACACCCACCCAAACAUCGUCACCUCGGUGGCCCCUACAGAUUACGAACGGAACCUCUAUGCAUCCAGUUCCCUGACCUUAUCCGUCCCCAUCCCGGCCCACGCCCCUCUGCCAGCACAGUACCCGGCGUAUCCCACCCUGUCCAGCCGCGCCAUCAAAUCCGAGUACCCCGACCACUACACAAGCUCAGAGCACUACACCAGUGCCAGCUCCCCAGAAUCUGUUCCAGGCUACACGUACGUCGACCAGACGCGAGUGUCGACCAGCCCACCGCUUGCCCUGCCGGGCUUAACGGUACCGCCGCUGGUUCUGGAGUUUGUUCGCUGUGAGCAAGAUGAGCUGCAGGUGCAAAGCAAGAUAAGCGCUCACCUGGCCCACCUGCAGCAGGAACAGAACUCUCGGAGCGCGGCAGCCAAUCAGGAACAGAACACACGUCUCGCUGCCAAACAGGAACGGCUCAGCACCUUCGGCCUGAUGUGCCACAUGGCCGAUCAGACGCUCUUCUCUAUUGUGGAGUGGGCUCGGAGCUGCAUCUUCUUUAAAGAGCUCAAGGUGGGAGAUCAGAUGAAGUUGCUGCAUAACUGCUGGAGUGAGCUGCUUGUGCUGGAUUACAUCGCCAGACAGUUGCAUCAUGGGAAAGAGGACAGUGUGCUUCUCAUUACUGGACAGGAGGUUGAGCUUGCGUCUUUACUGGCCCAGGCAGGGGUCACUCUGAGCGGGAUGAUACAGAGAGGUCAGGAGCUGGUGCACCGUCUACAGGAGCUUCAGCUGGACCGCAGAGAAACCGCCUGUCUCAAAUACCUCAUCCUCUUCAACCCUGAUGUGAAGCUGUUGGAAAACCAGCCUUAUGUGGAGAGCGUGUACGAGCAGGUGAAUGCUGCGUUGUUGGAGUACACACUGUGUGCGUAUCCACAAUUCCCAGACAGGUUUAGCCAGAUUCUGCUGCGCUUUCCUGAGCUCAGAGCGCUGAGCACACAAGCCGAAGACUACCUGUGCUACAAACACCUGAGCGGAGAGGUGCCGUGCAACAACCUCCUCAUAGAAAUGCUGCAUGCCAAGAGAACCUGCAUCUGACACACACACACACACACAUUCACAGGCCCGAUUCCUUCGCAGAUGACACUGUUAUUGACUAGAUGUUUUGCAGCAGUCGUCUUUCGCACACAGAAAACCUCAUCAACCAUGCCACUGUGUUUCUGAAAGGAAAGAGGGGAGAUGUCAGUGUUAUUGACUGUAUUUAUGAUACAGGGUGCUGCGGUGAUGAUGUAUUUUUGUAGGCCAAACAAGAAGUCAGCAUCACCCUGCUUCCUUUGACAAAAACCCAAUACAAUUUUUCCAUUGGUUCUUGCAGAAAAUAGGCUCUGUGAUUCUUACACAGAACUGUAUGAAGCCUAAAUACAAUCACAAGAAGUAAAAAGCUAAAUGUAGUGUAUACACAAGCUACAGCACGGUCACAUGACUUCAGCUCUUUGAGUCCUUAUUUUAAAAACAUUUUCCUUGAAAGUUUGAAUAGUUUGCAAGAGUGCAAUUACAAACACAGUGAGGCUGUGAAAGCGGCUCGUGAGUAGAUGAGUUAACUUGUUUGACCUUAAAUGUCCUCAACAAUGUCCCAAUUAGGCAAUAGUUAGCCAGCGCCUUUUUCAAUCAAAAGGGUAUUUUAUGUGAUGUAUGUAGAAUAAAACAUGAAAAUAUAUUGAGCUUGUGUUCAUUACAGCCUUUAUUUCAGGCAUUUAUCCAAAAACCCAUUGACUUCAGAAUGAUGGAACCGAAAAUGCUACGUAAAGUGUUUGUUUCCAGGAUUUGGCCUACUAAAAUACGUCAUCCCUUCAACACUCUAUUUAAAAAAGCAACAGAUUGUGCCUUCCCUCUCAACGAACACACACACACACACACACACACACAUACCAAGAAGCACUUAUUCUUUUUUUUUUAAAAAUCAGUAAUCAAAAGAUAAGAUGAGGCACAGUCACAGCCAAGAACCGCCCACUUAGACAGGAAGCGGCAACAUGUCUGUCAUGACAAAUGAGGUAUUUCAAUAAAUACAAAACUAAAGCACAAAUGAAACGAUAAGCUGAAAUCUAAUGAUUUCCUCAAGAGAGGCCAGUAAAAGAGCUAAACAACCUUCAUUAACAUUCCCUUUUUAAGAUGGAAAGCGAGAGGGAGAAAGAAAGAGGGAAGGCCUCAUUCAACACAAAGCACACCCAUAAUAGCUCUGCCAUAAAACCUAGUGAGCUACAUAGACAGCAUCAUAUACGCUACUUAUGAAAUGUAAUCUCAAGGCAGCACACUAGGUUUUUGAACAGAGCUCUUUAUGCCUGUAUUUAUCAGACACCGCACACUUAAACACCGGAAGAGUGUACGUUUAAAAAGAGCUGAGUGCGUGUGCAUAUGCUGAGGAAAGGGAGGUAAAUUAGGACCUGCAAUUCUGCCUUAACACUAACACUGUUGAUCCUGUGAAGCUGAGAGAAUCAAUGGGCAUAAAUAACCAUUCAGAUGUGUUUGUGUCUCUAUGCGUACUAAUGUGUGAGUGUGUAAGAGAGUGUUUGUGUGACUGUUAUGAAAUGUCAUCUCAAUAUUAAGCCCCUCUCAAGCUUAGGCCUAGCUGAUUAUGAUAUCUCAGCAUGUUUCAUUUUUGUAUAGUGGAGUGUCUGAUUGGUCAAGUUCUCUUUCAUGUAACAUGUUUGUGUUAAUGACAUUUGUUAUGAAUGUGCUUAACUGUAUUGUUUCAAAUGAAUAAAUACAAAUUAUUUAAA
Messenger RNA from Onychostoma macrolepis, 3446 nucleotides. It is a transcript of the gene nr5a1b, whose product is annotated as nuclear receptor subfamily 5, group A, member 1b. Gene Ontology annotation, biological process: tissue development; hormone-mediated signaling pathway; regulation of transcription by RNA polymerase II. The coding region runs from base 256 to 1767 and encodes 503 amino acids. Gene Ontology annotation, cellular component: RNA polymerase II transcription regulator complex. The transcript is spliced from 7 exons. Gene Ontology annotation, molecular function: nuclear receptor activity; zinc ion binding; RNA polymerase II cis-regulatory region sequence-specific DNA binding. The record is from RefSeq and is a predicted model, not a curated record. NCBI's taxonomy places the organism in Eukaryota, Metazoa, Chordata, Actinopteri, Cypriniformes, Cyprinidae.